Messenger RNA from Stereum hirsutum FP-91666 SS1, 1969 nucleotides. RefSeq lists its product as uncharacterized. The record is from RefSeq and is a predicted model, not a curated record. NCBI's taxonomy places the organism in Eukaryota, Fungi, Basidiomycota, Agaricomycetes, Russulales, Stereaceae. The transcript is spliced from 6 exons. The coding region runs from base 1 to 1881 and encodes 626 amino acids.
AUGCAGAGACUAUUUCGACAAGACAGCGACGUCACCCUCUUCUACACCUCUCUUCUUCAAAAGCACGCGCCACCUCCUACGUACUACCCACCUCGGCCCAAGUCUGUUGUCCCGCUACCCGAACCCUUCCAUACACCCUACCUGACUCCGAGCCCUGAGUCGAUCGCUGCAAAGCAUCACGCCGCCCAUUUGGCUGCGAUCUCUCGCACACCAGGAUUUCUAUCGUUGAAGCCCGUGGCUGAAACACCAAAGUCUGGAUCUGCAGAGGAGCUUCCUAAGUUUGCACAGCUCUAUCAACCGCAUGGGAAGUAUGCAUGGACAAGAGGCUGUAUUUUCGAACAUGUGUGGGCUCACAAGAGAUUUCAAUCCGGAAAGACGCGCUCUGCGUUCAUAAAUUCCGCCUCAGUCAAGGGCGCAAAGCUGAAGUAUGUCAGCAAAAAUUGGAAGAAGUCCGACCAGAAGUCCGACCAGUCAAGACUGAAGGGUUUUCAUCUAGAGCUCGCCUUAUACAAGAGCAAAAAGUACCUCAAACUGCUCCAAGGAAAGUGCGUCCCCCGCGUUAUUAGCUUGCAGGGCGACACGAACGAAUAUCACCUCGCGAUGGAGCCUCCACACCCCGUCUUCUGGAUCGAAGCUAGCUCGACGAUGCCCUUGGUCCUCAAAGCCGCCGUCGUCACCGCAUUCGAGAAGAUCCACGCUCGGGGUGUGUUGCAUGGAGCCCCUACCUUCCAGCGCAUGCUCAUCGGCGCCGAUUGCAAGGUCACGCUCAUCGGUUUCCAGGAAGGAGAAACGGCAGAGGACGAGGAGUUCGUGGAGGUGGAAGAGGCGCACAAUAUGGAGAUGGAUAUGGAGAUGAGGAAAGUGAAGUAUAUGUUGGAUUAUCCGGGAGCGAGGGAAGAGGAGAAAAGGAAGACGAAGGCGUAUAUGAAGAGGGUGAUAAGGAGAAGGAAGAGAGCGAAGCAAGGACUGCGACCACGUCCUGAAGACAUGGAGGAUCCCUUUGACCCGGCUGUGACGAUGGAUACCAUGAGGAAGGAGUGGAAGCCUGUGAGUACUGCGCCUGAUGGGCAGAACCCCUACUACCCUGUGCGGCAUGUCAUGCCUGGCGUGACACCGCUGCAGUUUGAGAAGGCCGUCGUCGGUUUCCUGGCAGAGGUCCAGAGGAUGGAGGAUGAUUUUGAAGACUACAAGUCGGGGACAUCAUGCAGACACGUUCCCAGCUAUUCCGCUUCCAACCCUAGCACCGUCCUUCCUCCAUCCAUCAAGGUCCGCGAUUUUGCUAUGGAAGGCUACCCUCCCUCUACCAGCGCAGGUGAAUCCCGCGGCGCAAUCAAGAUUCGCGACUUCGCAAUGCACCCUUCCAAGUCUACCACUGCUCUACAUCCCCCACGAACUCCGCCCGCCACCUGCCCCUACCGGCAGCAAUUGAAGGACGGCGAGGAUCCUACUGAUGCGAAAUGGGCGGAGGAAUGGAUAAUGGAGCGCUACCAUAAGACGCUUAACUUGCACGAGGUGCAGUUACCGCAGACGUCGUAUGUGUACUUUUCGACGAAUAUGGAGCCUAGCGUACCCUCAAAAUGGAAUCGGACGGCAGUGCCUCCAAGAGGGAUUUUGCGGCCAUUGAGAGCGGGCGAUUUUUUGGCUCAGGAUGGGUCUGUCCAGCGGAGGCGACAUGCGGACGACAUGGUUCAGCGGAUGCUGGAGCCUCCAUUGACGCCUGUGAAGAGGAAGAGAGGUGAGCUGAAAGAAGGCAACGAGGAGACCGAGGCCACGGAACGGCCCAAGAAAAAAUGCAAUCCCAGGGCCGUCACAGUCGACAAGCGCAACCUAUAUUCGAACACGUCUACUAAUGCUAUCACGAGGAAGGCAACCGGGACGUAGACACGCAGGUCCAACUGACUAUACUCGCGCCGAUGGCGAAGCAGGAGCAGCCGUCGCCCUGUCACAGACGCAGAGAAGUCCAAUAUCU